GCGGGGGAAGCGGGGCUGUAGCUGGGCAGGGAGAGGGCGGACGAAAUCGGCAGCGAUCUCGGCUGCGGCGCUGCCGCAGCUGCCCGACCCGCGGGGCGCGCCCUGACCCUUCCUCUUUGGGCAGGCUCCAGGGCGCGCGCACGGUCGGCGUUCCGGGGCCUCAAACUCCUGGGCCUUGACCGGGCAGGCCGCGUCUCCCCGGGUGUGAGUCCACCGGGACCCGGCCGCCGCCUAAGCGCUGGCGCCACAGAAGCGGCGGCGCCCGAAGACGCGCUCCUGGCUCGGCCCGACAGCCUCGCUUGGCCGCCAGUUCUUCUGCAGCCGAAGGCGGUAAGGUCUGGGGCGACGGCGCGGGCCGCGCGGAGGGCCUUUGGACCCGGCCGGGCGCGUUCCUGGAGUCUUGCUCUGUCACCCAGGCUGGAGUGCAGUGGCAUGAUAUCGGCUCACUGCAACCUCUGACUCCCGGGUUCAAGUGAUUCUUGUGCCUCAGCCUCCCAAGUAGCUGGGAUAACAGGUUGUUCUUUUAAAGAAAUUUUGAAGACGAAGGUUUUUUUCUUUUUUUCUUUUUUUUAAUGGCUUUACAGAAUCUUAAAUAGAAUACAGUUUGACAUGACGGCAAAAAAUGUUGGUUUGACUUCCACAAAUGCAGAAGUAAGAGGAUUUAUAGAUCAGAAUCUCAGUCCAACAAAAGGUAAAUACCUAGAAGUGGAAUUGCUGGGUCAUAUGUCUUCUGCUCAGAAUGGCAUCCAUGAUUCUGUUUCUUUCCCCAUGUUUUUUACUGUAGUCCCAGGCAACAUUUCAUUUGUUGCAUUUCCAGUUUCCAAUACCAACUCACCUACGAAGAUUUUACCAAAAACCUUAGGACCAAUAAAUGUGAAUGUUGGACCCCAAAUGAUUAUAAGCACACCACAGAGACUAACCAGUUCAGGAAGUGUUCUGAUUGGGAGUCCAUAUACCCCUGCACCAGCAAUGGUUACUCAGACACACAUAGCAGAAGCUACUGGCUGGGUCCCUGGUGAUAGAAAACGGGCUAGAAAAUUUAUAGACUCUGAUUUUUCAGAAAGGGCGCUUUUCAUGAAUGGAGCUUGCAGGACUGGAAGUUGCUCUGGUAAACGAAGCAAAAAAGGAGAUAAAAAUGGGAAAGGCUUGAGACACUUUUCAAUGAAAGUGUGUGAGAAAGUUCAACGAAAAGGUACAACAUCGUACAAUGAAGUCGCUGAUGAGCUGGUGUCAGAGUUCACCAAUUCAAAUAACCAUUUGGCUGCUGAUUCGCAGGCUUACGAUCAGAAGAACAUUAGGCGAAGAGUUUAUGAUGCUUUAAAUGUGCUAAUGGCAAUGAACAUAAUUUCAAAGGAAAAAAAAGAAAUCAAAUGGAUUGGCCUGCCUACCAAUUCUGCUCAGGAAUGUCAGAAUCUGGAGAUAGAGAAGCAGAGGCGGAUAGAACGGAUAAAGCAGAAGCGGGCCCAACUGCAAGAACUUCUCCUACAGCAAAUCGCUUUCAAAAACCUGGUACAGAGAAAUCGACAAAAUGAGCAGCAAAACCAGGGCCCGCCGGCUCUGAACUCUACCAUUCAGCUGCCAUUCAUAAUCAUCAAUACAAGCAGAAAAACAGUCAUAGAUUGCAGCAUCUCCAGUGACAAGUUUGAGUAUCUUUUCAAUUUUGACAACACCUUUGAGAUCCAUGAUGACAUAGAAGUACUAAAGCGGAUGGGAAUGUCGUUUGGCCUGGAGUCAGGCAAAUGCUCUCUGGAGGAUCUGAAACUUGCGAAAUCCCUGGUGCCAAAGGCUUUAGAAGGUUAUAUCACAGAUAUCUCCACAGGACCUUCUUGGUUAAAUCAGGGACUACUUCUGAACUCUACCCAAUCAGUUUCAAAUUUAGACCUGACCACUGGUGCCACCUUACCCCAGUCAAGUGUAAACCAAGGGUUAUGCUUGGAUGCAGAAGUGGCCUUAGCAACUGGGCAGUUCCUGGCCCCAAACAGUCACCAGUCCAGCAGUGCGGCCUCUCACUGCUCCGAGUCCCGAGGCGAGACCCCCUGUUCGUUCAAUGAUGAAGAUGAGGAAGAUGAUGAGGAGGAUUCCUCCUCCCCAGAAUAAAGACAAGAGAAAGCCUACGUUUCAAUAUGUGAUGCUCAUGUGUGUUUGUAGUGUGAGCUCUUGUUUUUGAAAUGAUUGCUUCAGUCUUUGCCUUUGUUUGCACUGUGUGUUCAGUGAAAACUAGAGAAACACAAUAAGCAAAUCACAUGAAGGCUGAGAUGAUUGAGAUGAAAGUUAACAUAGUGUGAAUGAAAGUCUGGCCAACAGAGCAGUAGAUGAUAUAACAAAGCAUGCUUUCUGAGGAGAUAGUGGGGAUAAUCCCUGAAGAGUUGCAGUGUGAGUGCAACUCAUUUAUCUUCUGUGAGGUGGGAUUUUUGUGUUCCUCACACCCAUUUAAUUAUUCUUAGAAUUGAGAUUGCUACACGGAGCAGUCCUUGACGAUCGUGUUUCUGACGUUUCUCUUCCUUGCCUGGACUGCCUUUGACAAGGCGGAAAUGAACAUGAAAAGUCCCCAGGAGAGGGGAGCUGUGUAGUGAGGGAUACUGAGGGCAGUCCUGUGGCCGAGGGGCACAGAUUGAACUGCUGAACAAGUUGGAGGUCUAGAUGAGGUGCUUUACGCAUCAGCUGCCUUAGACAGCUUCUAGAAAGGAGCGAGCGCUACUUCUUAAGUACUUAAGUGACAUUUAGAUAAUUUAUAGUAAAACUGAAAUUAUUAUUAGCCAAUGCAUUGGUGCAUAGAAUUUACUAGGGCUACUUCUGGAAGCCAAAAUAGAAUAGCAUUUCCAUGUGCAUUAAAUACUUUGCCAGCACUGCCUUUUGCCAGCAUCCUAAAUCCGGAGUUUUACAAGGAAGGAAACUGUAUCUUUAGGUUAAUCAAAGCUAUGCAUUUCAUAUAGCUUUUUCAUUUAAAACAAGACAAAGAAACAAAUUCCUAUGACCAAAUUGCUUGCCUACAGUUCCCUGCAGUAAUUGUAUGAUCUCACCCAGUGUGCAAUUUGUGAAAAUGAACCAAAUGUCAUUACUUUUGUCUUAAAGAAAAGUCUAUUUCAAGAAUAUGAACAGCAAUGUUUCCUUGUACAUGUCACCUUUUUUCACAUUUUCAUUAAUCAGAAUGACCUUAUUGAGCCUACUCCUGGGGUCAGUUGCAUUUCAAACUAAUCCAAUAUUUAGUGUUUCACAGAAACACUGGAAAACGUUGAACACUCCUACUGCCUGGAUAUAUGGUAAUGCAGUUAUGUUGUUUAUGGCUCAAGAUGUCAUUAGAAAUACUGCAGUGGUGUAUUCACAGCUGCUGCUUCUCUGAAUGAAAGAGUGUAGGGACACCUGCCACCAUGGCCAGACCCUGACUGAAUUUCACAUUAAGGCUUUGGAAAGGAGCAAAUAAUAAUGGGAGAAUUAACUCCAAAACUUUGACCUGAAUCAUGUGGAUUUGUCCCAAGAUUAUGCUAGAUGCACCAAGCAUGGCCCAAAUUGGUUCUUUUUUAAAUCCCGUGGGGGAAGUGCAGGCUCCUUCCUGUGGUGCCUCUUUAUAGCCUCACCACCAUGCUGACACUGAGCAUGGUGAGGAGGAGAAAGCUUUGGCUAGCUAAACAUGUUUAAUAAGGCCAUAAAAACUGAGAAAGAAAAACAUUCAACUUUAGCUGAAGCUCCUUUGAUACAAUACAAAAGUCUCAUUCUGUCAGAAAUAAGCCAUAGUACAGACUCAGAGAUAGAGGCAGUUUCUAGAGAACUCGGUCUUAUCGUGGGUUCUGGAGCACACCUCUCAGACCAGUCAGGAACACUGGGGAGGUGACAGCAGAUCCCCAGGGGCCUGCAGGGGACCUUUUAGCUGCACGGAUUGGGAUUUCCCUCCAAACCAAACUGUCCUUUAAGGGGCAGCCUCCUCUUUUACUAACUCCACCCUUUCUCAUCUCUGGGACCCAGCAGGGACCUGGAGAGGCCAACGGCCACAGCUACCUUUGUAGUCUUCAAAAUAUUGAACUGCAGGUCCCAAGAUGCAUUUCAGGAUUUAAGACAGGUGCACUAAUGAUAACCAUUCCUUCACCAAAUAGCAACAUUCUUGCCAGAGUUCUUGGGAAACCUGUUUUUUUCUCUACUCUCCAUCUCUGCUGCUCUCAUGCUUUAAAUUGAUAAAAUAUGGGCUUAAAAAAAGAAAGCCGCCAAAGACUCUUAUCCUUAUUGGUGCCCCAUCAUUGGCCACCCCAGCCAUAGGUGUGUGCUGUUGGUGGGAAACGGUCUCCUUCCUCAGUGUUGUGUUUGGGUUACUGGUGAGGCCGGCUCACAGAGUGACAUCGUGGUCACCAGUGCAUGUUGCUGGAGUAAAAUCUUGCCUUUAGAAACUAGGUUGAGCUGUUCAGAAAGGCCAAUUCUCUUCUGUAUUCCCCCUCAACAUUUAUCUGGGUCUAAAGCUCAGCACUGAGUCACAAUUUCACACAAAAUCAAAAUGAGGCAGUGCCUCUCGCCUGUAAUCGUAGCAUUUUGGGAGGCCGAGGCAGGCACAUUGCUUGAGCUCAGGAGUUCAAGACCAGCCUGGGCAACAUGACAAAACCCUGUCUCUACAAAAAUACAAAAAUCAGCUGGGUGUGGUGGGGCAUGCCUGUAGUCCCGGCUACUCAAGAGGCUGAGGUGGGAGGAUUGCUAGAGCGCAGGAGGCGGAGGUUGUAGAGCCAAGAUCACACCACUGCACUCCAGCCUGGGUGACAGAGCAAGACCCUGUCUCAAAAAAAAAAAAAAUUGGGCGAGGCGGGGGGAAGUUGUGGUCACAAUGCCCAGGCUUCUUUGUUAUAGUGGCACGCUGGGUUACUUGCCACACACAGAUCACUCCUCCCAGGGCUGCUGGCACACACUGAUUGUGGGGAGUUCAAGAGGCCUUUUCCCCUUGAGGGUGAGUAUGGCUGUCCCCCUCUCAAGCGUGUGGCAUCAUUCAUUGAGGAAGUGCUGGCUCUAUUUAGCACAUGCACAGUGGCACUAGGACCUGCGUGUCUGGCCCUCAGUGGGAAGGGCGGUGCUGCCUAGGCACACAGCAGCGCUUAUGGGCCCCAGGUGCCUACCAGGCUGCCUUCCUCUUCCCCGCUGUCAGUCUGUGUCCUCCACGUGCUCGUUUCCUGUGGUGAGAGCAGUUGUGGUGUUUGUAUACCUUGUGCCUUAUGAUCAAGGUGGGCCUUGGAGGAGGGCGGGAAAGGAGCGGCCAACACGACGGUCCUCCACCCCUCAGUGACACCUACCGCCCGAGAAACUACAGACGAUGGCCACAUGUUUGGCAUCCUUCAAUUUAAUUCUUUAAAGAAGUGAUGGGAAGAAAAAGCUAUGUGGUUUCUGCCAUUUUAGCAGGAUAAAGAGGAUAACUCCUUCCAUUAGCAAAUUUUACAGUUGUAACAGUACUCUGCCAUAUUUGAAAAAUAAUGCCAUAGUCAGUCCUUGAAAACAAGGUAGCUCCUAUCAGAUAAUUCAAAUGGAAAUUUUUUUUUUUUUUUUUUCUUGAGACUGAGUCUCACUCUGUCGCCCAGGCUGGAGUGCAGUGGCGAUCUCGGCUCACUGCAAGCUCCACCCCACCCCGGGUUCACGCCAUUCUCCUGCCUCAGCUGGGACCGCGCCUGGCUAAUUUUUUUUGUAUUUUUAGUAGAGACGGGGUUUCACCGUGUUAGCCAGGAUGGUCUCGAUCUCCUGACCUUGUGAUCCGCCCCCUCGGCCUCCCAAAGUGCUGGGAUUACAGGCGUGAGCCACCGCGCCCGGCCUCAGAUGGAAGUAUUUCACAGAGGAGUGGCUCAGUUUAGCCCUGCAGGACAUCUGUAACUUGACUGUUUGCUGAACCACAACUCUCUGGCUAUUUGGGUCAUAGAGACAGCAGAGUUGCUCCAAUUAUAGAUGUGACUUAGGCUCCCUCCAGCACACACUGUGUGUGCUGGAGGGAGUGUGGAUUAGCAGAGGAUGAGAACUACCUCAGCUAUUCCUGCCAUAACCACACUGAGGAGGGGGCACGGUGGGGAGCCUAUUUAGCUUUUUUUUUUUUUUUUUUUUUUGAGACGGAGUCUUGCUCUGUCGCCAGGCUGGAGUGCAGUGGCGCGAUCCCGGCUCACUGCAACCUCUGCCUCCCGGGUUCAAGCGAUUCUCCUGCCUCAGCCUCCCAAGUAGCUGGGAUUAUAGGCGCAUGCCGCCACACCCGACUAAUUUUUUGUAUUUUUAGUAGAGUCAGGGUUUCACCAUGUUGCCUAGGCUGGUGUCGAACUCCUGACCUCAGGUGAUCUGCCCACCUCAGCCUCCGGAAGUGCUGGGAUUACAGGUGUGAGCCACCGCCCCCGGCUCUAUUUAGCUUUUUAAAAAUUAUUUCAUUUCAAGGGCCCUUUAAUAUCUAUCAAGCUCCCUCCCCUAACAAAAUGAGCUGUCCCUGCCCAACAAGUCUGUGAAAUAGACCUUAAAACUGUGCUGCCUUAGUGGUAAGUAAGGGGUGGGGGUUGGACAGUGAAUCUUAAGAUUUCAUCCUUCAUUCAGUAAGCAUUUGAGUACCUACUGUGAGCAGGCAUUGGGGUGGAGCAGCGAGAGCCCUGCCGAUGUUGGGUUCUCCUCCUACUGGGGAAACAUGAUCACAGAUGGAACAUGUGCAGAUUGAUUGAUGAGUGCUGUGGAGAAAGCAGCAGCAUAGCGGGACCGUUUGGGAAAGGCUGCUUUGGCUGGGGGUAGCCGGGGAAGGCCCCUCUGGGAAAGAGACAGUUUUACUGAGUCAGACGGUGGAAAGAUAGAUGUCUCUAUACUUUCUUAACAAGCCACUCUGUCCCAUAACAUGCACUUGGAAUCUCUCCUAAGUUCCAGAGGCCCCACUGUUCCAGUUUCAAGCCUUCAUUUUGGAGUCUGUUCAGGAACUUUUAAGACUUGAAAGCAAAGUUAGCUACCAGCAGUUUCCGUAAACCAAGAGAAGAUUCUAACAAAGAUUCACUACUUUCCAACUGAAUCUAUGCAGUAGAAAAAUCAUUAGAAAAUACAAAAAUUAGCCGGGCGUGGUGGCACAUGCCUGUAGUCCCAGCUACUCGGGAGGCUGAGGCAGGAGAAUCACUUGAACCCAGGAGGCGGAGGUUGCAGUGAGCCAAGAUCCCACCACUGUACUCCAGCCUGGGCGACAGAGCAGGACUCUGUCUCCAAAAAAAAAAGAAAAAGAAAAAUGAUUAGAAAUUAAGAACUAUUUUACGUGUUUCUAAGUUGUUGGCUACAUCAAAGAGAUCAUCUCUAUUCUGCGUAUGGGCUGGCUUUGGUGAAGCUGAUGACUGGACUUCUAAGAACCGUUUUCCCAAAUGGGUUCCCAUAUUCAUGCACCCAAAGCAAUGGCCCCCAAGCACUGAUGAAAACUAAUAUGCGUUUCCCAAAGACCCACGCUAUGUAUCAGGAGCCUGCACCAUGCCAUUCGAAUGACCCUCAGCAAUGUGCCUCCCUGCCCUCAAAUUCCCAGUUGAUAACAGUGUUUGGUUAAAUUUCCACUCAAGCCAAACAUGGUUACUAAGAAGAGAAAAGCCUGAUGUUUGCAUAAUAUUUUUUUUCCCCUCAAGAUGGAGUCUUGCUCUGUUGCCCAGGCUGGAGUGCAGUGGCACGAUCUCAGCCACUGCAACCUCUGCCUCCCGGGUUCAAGCGAUUCUUCUGCCUCAGCCUCCCAAGUAGUUGGGAUUACAGACAUGUGCCACCACGCCUGGCUAAUUUUUGUAUUUUUAGUAGAGAUGGGUUUCACCAUGUUGACCACACUGGUCUUGAACUUCUGACCGUGUGAUCCGCCUGCCUCGGCCUCCCAAAGUGCUGGGAUUACAGGCUUGAGCCACCACGCCCAGCCUAAGAUUUUAUGAUUAAAAAAAAUUCGAGCUCAAUACCCACAUAAAUUAUAACGUUUCUCAGGAAAUAGUCCCUUAAAAAACGUCUCUGAGAGGUUAUGCUUAGGUUAUCGCUGGGAUCCGAUUUUCCCACAUGUCUCACUCCACAGUAUACUAAAGAAGAAAAAGUGAGCGGGCACAACACUUUGACUCUCUGGCUAAGCCCUGGAAGUCCCUGACAGGUCCAGAAACUUCUCUGACACCCGUUCACCAGGGUGCUGAGAUAGGAGAAAGUGCUCAUUUAUAAUGUGUAUUCUGUGCAGCUGUUCUCAGACAAGGCCGGAUCUUGUCAUCUUACCUUUUGCUUUACAAAAAAGGCCGGUUGAAGUCAGUGCUCUUUUGCCCCUUGCUGUUUCAGCAGGUUAGACUUUGGUCUUCACUGCUUAUAGCUGCAUUGGAGGCCAACGUAGCUGAUGCUCAGGGUCAGGCCUCGCCCCUUCGCCGCAGGUCUCAGGAUGGGGGAGAACAUCGCUCUCACCCUGCUCAUUUGGAGAUGGGAAACAAGCAAGAGCUUGACUUGCCUCCCAUCCCUCAGCCUGCCUGUGGCAGAGCCUGCACCAAAACCCAGAGCUUCUUCCCUCUGUGAGGGCCACGCUGUCACCACAGUCCUCCCAGACGGGUUUUGGAUUAGCAUCAGUCCUGUGUCAUCAAGUGCCAAACAGCUGAGGGGCAGAAGUGGGACUCCUCUCCUGAGCCCCAGCAUGAGGCUGUGGUGUCAGGUUUAGGCCUCUCUCAAGUCAGAAAACCCUGGGCUGAGACCUCCACAGACAAGGGCUCCCCAUGCUGGCCAUUGGCAGGGGCCCAAGAAGUUCAGUGACCAACUGGUCCUUCCACACCGCACCAGCUGGUGCUGCCCAUGUCUGUUGAAUCAUAACAGGGAAGCUUCCCCAGCUCAUGUUUGGAUUUAAAAACUCAUCCCUUGUGCAAUGCAUGCGAUUUGUCACUUACCAUACUUCACCAUGGCCGAGCUUCAUGUCACAUGGCCUGGUAAUUAUGCUUGUUCACACUGGGGCCAGGGUUUUCAUACUAAAACGUCACUGACAGUGGGGCUACUUUUCUCCUGAAUAGCUCCUCUGGGCUUGUUGCAGUUCUAUUUUUCCCAGUAGUAUCAUGAUAGGUUCAACCUCUCAGUGUCCUGAAAAAUGGAACCACCCACUAACCAUAUGCACUGGCUGCCCAGGUGGCUGCACUCCGGGGAUCAUGUUUCAAUACUGAGUUCCUUCACGCACUUGGUUCACCACCAUCACCCUUGAGUUUUGGACAAAAGAGGUGGGUAUGCCGGGCACAGUGGCUCACGCCUGUAAUCCCAGCAAUUUGGGAGGCCGAGGCGGGCGGAUCACCUGAGGUCGGGAGUUCGAAACCAGGCUGACCAACAUGGAGAAACCCUGUCUCUACUAAAAAUAUAAAAUUAGCCGGGUGUGGUGGUGCAUGCCUGUAAUCCCAGCUACUCGGGAGGCUGAGGCAGAAGAAUCUCUUGAACCCGGGAGGCAGAGGUUGCAAUGAGCUGAGAUCGUGCCAUUGCACUCCAGCCUGGGCAACAAGAGCGAAACUCCAUCUCAAAAAAAAAAAAGGUGGGUAAAGGGCCAUGAGCCCAAAUCACUAGGUUGUUCACCUUUUCAUCUGAAAAUGCUUUACUGUGACUAUGUGCUAUUGGGUUUUAUUUCCAGAAAAUAUAGUUCUCCUUUUUUCUGCAUGAAGGAUACAUCAUGGUGCCACGUGCUUUAAGCAAUUUAAACGAGAGAUAAGAGGAAAAUGCAACCACCACAUCUGACUUGCCCAAUGUAGACUUUCCUCUAUUAGAUUGAAGUACACAACCUAAUAUGAUAUAUUAUUUUGUAGUAUCUCAGACUUUGUAAAUAAAUACCAUUAUUUUUAUAUGGAAAUUUUAUAGAAGAGCUAUUUCUGUAUACGUAAUUAUUCCUGAUUUUCUGAAAUUGCUUCUGGUAGAUAACAGACAAGUUCUAAGCAGUGUUCCACUAAGGGUGGUUCCAGGCCUGCCUGCCGUGGAGUUGACUGGGGAAAUUUUACAGUUUUGUGAUCCUAGGAUGCGUCCCAGACGCUCAGUCAGAAGCGCUGGAGGUGGGGCCUGGGAAGCUGUAUUUGUAAUGAACUCUGAUGUUUUUUGUCCAUUAAAGUGUAUCUUUGUCCAUCCUAUAAGAUUAAAAGAAAGAAAAAGCAUCUCAAAUGAGUGUAAGUUCUUGAGAAAAAAAUGUAUCAGACUUUUAUGAUUUGAAUGAAAUGUAUUAUAGAAAAAAUAAACACUUUAAAAUAA
Molecule: messenger RNA, 10155 nt
Organism: Pongo pygmaeus (Bornean orangutan)
Lineage: Eukaryota; Metazoa; Chordata; Mammalia; Primates; Hominidae
Gene: TFDP2
Product: transcription factor Dp-2
Exons: 17
Coding region: 610-2097 (495 amino acids)
Biological process (GO): regulation of transcription by RNA polymerase II; regulation of cell cycle
Cellular component (GO): transcription regulator complex; nucleus
Molecular function (GO): RNA polymerase II transcription regulatory region sequence-specific DNA binding; DNA-binding transcription factor activity, RNA polymerase II-specific
Source: RefSeq, a predicted model, not a curated record